Pseudozyma flocculosa PF-1 is the source of this 4242-nucleotide messenger RNA. RefSeq lists its product as uncharacterized. The record is from RefSeq and is a predicted model, not a curated record. The transcript is spliced from 5 exons. Gene Ontology annotation, cellular component: nucleus; cytoplasm. NCBI's taxonomy places the organism in Eukaryota, Fungi, Basidiomycota, Ustilaginomycetes, Ustilaginales, Ustilaginaceae. Gene Ontology annotation, biological process: peptidyl-threonine phosphorylation; peptidyl-serine phosphorylation. The coding region runs from base 1 to 4242 and encodes 1413 amino acids. Gene Ontology annotation, molecular function: ATP binding; protein tyrosine kinase activity; protein serine/threonine kinase activity.
AUGGCGAGGCCAUCCAGCGCCUAUAUCGGCGACGAAUUCUCGUCUCUCCAGCAUGACUCGCACGUAGGCAUCAACAUGGGCGCGUACGAUCACCUCGGCGGCGGCAGCGGCGGAGGCUCGGCCGCACAAUACGCCUCCGCCUCCAACAGCCACCGCUCUCCGCAGGCGUCCGGGUCGGGUUCAGCUUCCAGGUAUCAGUCUGGCAGCAUGGCACCUCCGCUGGGCCCGGGACCUUCGUCGUCGACCACUGGGCUUGGCUCGCUGGGCUUCGACUCGCUCGACACGCACUCGGCCUCGAACGCCAUCUCGACCUAUGCGUCGCCCCGCCUGGCCCAGGCGCACGCUGGCGGCUCCAGCGAUGGCUACGAUGGCAGCCGCUACGCGUCCAACGCCACCCUUGACCCUCACCGGGGCGGCAACGGCCUGGCUCGCGACGCUGGGCUCGGCCGCUCCCUCUCAAUGGGCCACGCGACCCACAGUACUCACCGCGCCAGCACCGGAUCGGCCCUGCACAGCGGCUCCCAUGCUGCGACCAACAACCACCCACCCACCUCGGCGCCCUAUGACCAGCAGCACCACCUCCUCGGACCGACGACGUCAUCCUCGUCGUCCAAUUCGCGGGUCAGCAGCUAUGCGAUGGGGAACAGCCCCGGUGGCGGCGGGUCCGGCUCGCAAGGCGCGGGCGCCAUGACCAGCCUGUCGUCGGCCCUGGACCUGCCAUCGUCUUCGUCGACCGGCCACGGCAACAGCAACACUGCCUCAGGCACGACGGCCGGCAUGCACCGUCAGCCUUCCAACCAGCAUCCCAACAGCCUGAUGCCCGCGUCGCACCUCGGCGCCGGCACCGGCUAUGGCGGCAGCGGCAGCGGCAGUCGGCGCUCGUCGGCCAUCCUGGGUGGUUCGUCCAGCGCGCACUAUGGGUCAAGCGCCGCGCCGCGCUCGCCGAACUCCACGCACGACUCGCUGAUGCCGAGCGCCUACAGCCCCAACCACACGGUCGGCUCUCAGCGGUACUCCACGAACCUCGGCAGCUCCGCGCUGGGGCGGCGCAAUAGCGGAAGCAGUGGCGGUGGCACGUUCAUGGACCUGACGCCGCCUGGUACAGGAGGUCUCCGAGAAUCUCGCGGUCCGUCACCCAACCAGCCCCAGCGGAGUCAGUACGAUGCUCAAAGUCUCGGCGGUCUUGGCGACACGCUGCCGUACGCCUAUACCUCUUCGUCAUCCUCGGCGGCAUACGUGAAUUCCGGAGGCGCCGGGUCCAGCGCCAAGCAUGCGACUGGCGGCAACCUUCGCAACUCCCAAGGUCCCCCGCCUCGCUCUAGCAACGCUGGCAACUCGGACUACGGCGCUGCCUCGCAGAGCAACAACAGCAACAGCUGGAACCAGGCUGCAUCGCUGUCGAAUUCCCGCAGCGGAGCGGCAGCUACGGGCGAGUCGCACCGGAACAUCGACGUCGGGGUAAGCGGGCGGACGCAGACCAACGCCGGUCUCUCCUCGUUGCGAAGUUCAGGCUUGUACGGCGAUCUGACGAGCGGCAUCCAUCCACAGGCCUCGGACCAGGGCAACUCGUACGCGCUCCCGGCUCCCGGCGAUCACUCGCGGCGCACCAGCAUGCGGAAAGAGCCGUCUUCGCACCGGCCACGACGGGCCGUCGAAGGGUUCCGGCGGGUGCGCGACCUCGACGACCUUCGGCCAGUGAUGGACAAGAGCACCGCGGCGGCGAGCGGAGCAGCAGCGAUUGCGGACGGCAAGGCCGCCACAGCGGCGGCCAAGACGACUAUCCGGCGAGCCGAUCCCGCAGGAGGCUUCGUCAGCCCCCUCAAGGCGCUCACCGCGUACCUCCACCACACCUACCACCUCGUCAACCCGGCCUUCUUCUACGAGCUCAGCUUCAACCCGCGGAGGGUGCUGACCAAGCCGAGCAAGCCGAUGCAAAACGACGGCUACGACAACGAGGACAACGACUACAUCCUCUACGUCAACGACUGGCUCGGCACGGAGGAGGGCCACAAGUACCUCAUCCUCGACACGCUCGGCCAAGGGACGUUCGGCCAGGUGGUCAAGUGCCAGGACAUGACCACCCACGAGAUUGUCGCGGUCAAGGUGAUCAAGAACAAACCGGCCUACUUCAACCAGAGCAUGAUGGAGGUGACGGUGCUCGAGAUGCUCAACGGCAGUUGGGACCCGCACGACGAGCAUCACAUCCUGCGUUUGAAGGACACCUUCAUCCACGCCAAGCACCUCUGCCUCGUGUUUGAGCUGCUCUCGUCCAACCUCUACGAGCUGAUCAAGCAGAACUCGUUCCGGGGCCUGAGCACCAGCCUGGUGCGCGUCUUCACCGCACAGCUGCUCGAUGCCCUCACCGUGCUCUACGAGGCCCGGCUGAUCCACUGCGACCUCAAGCCCGAGAACAUCCUGCUGAAGACCCUGCAAACACCGAGCAUCAAGCUGGUCGACUUUGGGUCCGCCUGCCACGAGAAGCAGACGGUCUACACGUACAUUCAGUCGCGCUUCUACCGGUCGCCAGAGGUGCUGCUGGGCCUGCCCUACUCGGCGGCCAUCGACAUGUGGUCGUUGGGUUGCAUCGCCGUUGAGCUCUUCCUCGGCCUGCCGCUCUUCCCGGGCACCAGCGAGUUCAAUCAGGUCUGCAGGAUCGUCGAGAUGCUCGGUCUGCCGCCGCAGUUCAUGCUGGACAACGGCAAGCAGACUGGCGAGUUUUUCCAGGUCUUCAGCGACGAGUUUGGCCGCAAGAGCUACCGCCUCAAGUCGCUGGAGCAAUACUCAAAGGAACACAACGUCCAGGAGCAGCCCAGCAAGAAGUACUUCCAGGCCACGACGCUACCGGACAUCAUCCGGACCUACCCGAUGUCGCGCAAGAGUGGCAAAUCGGCCGACGUCCAGAAAGAGCUGGCCAACCGGAACUCCUUCAUCGAUUUCGUCAGCGGUCUGCUCAACAUGGACCCGCACGAGCGGUGGACGCCGCAGCAGGCCAAGCUGCAUCCCUUCAUCACCGGCGAAAAGUUCACCAAGCCCUUCCGACCGCCUGCCACGUCUUUCGUGCCGAGCUCGACGGCGCUCGCCAAACCGAAAGCGCCCGAUGCGGCCAAGCAUCCGUACGGCGGCCUGCCACAAACAUCGGCCCGGCCAUCGGGCAAGUCGUUCCAGGACGCCGCCGCCUACAACCAGCACUUGGCGCAGCAGCAGGCCUACAACUCUGCCCACCAGGCGGCCGCCGCGCGACAGGCGCAGCCCGCCAUCAACAACCCGUACGCCAGGGAAGAGGCGGCUGCGGCUGCGGCGCAAGCCCAGCAUGCCGAGGCUCAGGCGCAUGCAAAGGCCCAGGCUCAGGCAGCUCACGCUCACGCUCAGGCCCAGGCUCAAGCUCAAGCACAGGCGCACGCGCAGGCCGUCGCAGCUCAGCACUAUGACGUGCGGCAGUCGUUGCCGCCGGCGGCCUCGUCGUCAUCGUCGUCGGCCUACUACAGCCAGGGCGGGUCUUCGGGCGGCCAGCGAUCCGACCAUCGCCUCAGCGUGAUCCCGCCGCAGCUGGCCAAGUUGGGGAUCGACCCUUCGCUCGGCAGCGGCCAGAGCAUCACGUCGCUCGUCAACCGCGAAGACUCUCUGCGAGAGUGGGAGCGCCGGCAAAAUGGCCUCGCUCCAAGCCUCGGUGGCGGCGGUGGCGGCAGCAGCAGCAGCAGCAGCAAGCGGCGCCAGUCACAGUACCAGCAACUCGACCUUCUUCAGCAGCAGGCUGAAAUGGCUGGUAGCGGGGGAACCGCCUGGAGCUCCGGCUGGGGUUUGUCGGCGCCGUCUUCGUCGGCCACGGGCGGGCCAUCGGGCGGCUCGGCGGUUCAGUCGCCGCAGUCGGGCGGCUUCUCGGUGGUGGUCGAUGGCCAAGAGCGAGGUGGGAGGAUCAUGCCCAACCCGCACGACGGCCAGGGCUCGACCAGCUUGGCAUCGCCCUCGAUUGCCGCUCCGCCGGCCGCCUACUCGUCGUCUUCGUCGCUCGGCGGGCGCUACCAGCCGUCGCACAGCGCAUCGCACCACGGCUCGCUGCCGCACCACCACCUCGUUGGUGGCGGUGGCAGCAGCAGCGCUGGCGGCGGUGGAGCGUCGGGCGGCCUCUCUGCGCUGAGCGGCCUCGGCAUGUCGUCGCACAGCGGCGGUGGCUAUGGCGGUGGUGCCGGUGGCCUAGCUGGCCUUGGCAGCGGCGCCCCGUCCGGCGGAUCGGGCGUCGUAUAA